UUUACUUUCCUUUUUUUUCACUGGGAUUUUACAUUUAUUUUCUUUCUUUUUCUCUCUCUCUAUUGUUUUCCUUUUUAUUUAAUUCAACUUAUUCUCUUUCUUAUUUACUUCUGGUUCAUUUCACUUUACCUGACGUUAUUUUAUUUUAAUAUCUACUAUAUUUCCCGGGCCUCUUCUCAUUAUUAAUUCUACUUUUUUUUAUAUAUAUAUAUAUAUUUUCGCCGCGGUGAAGAUUGACCCUCGCAGGGCUCCGUCGUGCAUCAAAGAUCGUCUCCGUCUUGAGAGAUGAGUCACUCGGCUGUGACGUCACCACCGAGCCGUCCCGCCUGGCCUUACGUCACUUUACGUCAGCGUGGCCGGAUCCUGAAAACGUGCUCAGAGUGAGACCUCCUCCUUCCUGUUUCACCUCCGACAGAGAAAAACAACAGCACCGUGUUGAGGAAGUGGACAUUAACGGUCGUUUAACGGACAUUAACGGACAUUAACGGACAUUAACGGUUUGUCAGCGCGCCCUCUGACCCCCAGUGAACAUGGCGGAGUUGAACCUGGAGGCGAAGCUGAAGCUGCGUCUGAAGCAGGAGAAGAUCCAGCUGUGGAACGAACCGUACAGCAACCAGCUGCAGCAGCCGGGGGAGCGCCACCUGCAGGAGCUGGCGGAGCGCUACGCCCCCCUGCUGGGUCUGCCGGCGGCGGAGGUCUGCGGCGCUCUGGAGGCGAUCCGGGUUCAGGCGGUGAAUCGGGGGAAAGGAAACAAGACGUUCAGAGAGACCAACGUGGCCACGCUGGAGCUGCUGCUGCCCAGAGACAGCAAGAAGGACCCGAAGACGAAGAAUCACCUGGAGACGAAGCUGGACGUCCAGGCUCAGGAGCUGGUAGACAGGAUCGGGGAACAGUUCGGCCUCAAAUACAUCAAACUGAUCCUCAACGGGAAAACUCUGUGUGUCGACCAGCGUCUGGACCAUCAGGGUGUGAAGAACCACAGUAAGGUGAUGGUGCUGAAGGUGAGCGACGCUGAGCUGAAGCAGCAGCUGAGUGACGAAGAGGAGAAGAAGAAGAACAACAACGAGAGCCUCCAGAGGACACACAAAGGCUUCCAGAUCCUGUCAGAGAGAGACGGCAGCGAAGACACCACGCCGUUCCUGGAGAUCGCUGACCAGAGAGGAAACCCGCUGAAGAUCCCGCACCAGGAGAAGAAGGCUCUGAUCCUCGCCAUGGGCUUCCACGAGAAAGGACGCGCUCUGAUGAAGAAGAAGCAGUUUGACAACGCGCUGUGUCACCUGCUGCAGGCUGACCAGCAGUUCAGUAAGUGCGGCUCGGCCCUGCUGGGCUCGGUGGAUAACUUUGCGGUGCUGCAGCUGGACAUCGUGUGGUGCUACCGGGCGCUGGAGGCUCUGUCCUGCCUGGAGGACGGCCGCAGCCGGCUGCAGCGCGCCGAGGACUGCUUCCUGCAGUGCUACGGCGAGCGGCAGCAGCGGCUGCUCAUGAUCAAGGGCAACACGGGCAGAGAGGAGGUGCUGUUUCUGCGGCUGUACCUCCUCCAGAGUCUCCUCUCCUACAUCGAAGGAAACGACGCCCAGGCUCGACACCAGCUCUCCAAAGUGGAGUCUCUGUACAGCCGUCUGUGUCUGGACUCAGAGAAGAUGUCUCAGCUGAUGACUCUGGGCUUCAGUGAGAGAGAAGCUCGACUCGGCCUCAGAGCCUGUCAGGGAGACCUGCAGGAGGCCGCAAUACACAUCAGCAACCAGAGACAGGAGCGAGAGGAGCUGAGGCAGAGGGAGCGCCAGAGGAGGAGCAGCAGGAUGGAGCUGCUCUCCUCCCUCACGGAGCUCGGCUUCUCCAGGAGAGACGCUGCUAGAGCGCUACAGCAGGCUGACGGAGACGUAGACAGGGCCUAUGGAAUCCUGCUGGACUGGUCUCAGGUCUCUAACAACAACAGUGAGGGAGGAGCUGGUGUGGAGGAGGUGAUGCAGCAGGAGGUGCAGCAGCUCUUGUAUCUGGGUUUUGAGCGCGGCGUCUCCGCGGCGGCGCUCCGUCUGACGGGCGGAGACGUCCAAUCAGCCACUCAGCUGCUGCUGGACAACCAGGGCGUCUUGUCCCCGGAGCUGCUGUCCAUGUCCCCGCCCUCCACCUCCUCCUCCUCCACCUCGCCGUCCUCCGACGGGCCCAGCACCUCCUCCACCUCCUCCACCUCCACCUCCACAGAGGAUAGUGAGCUGGUGAAGGAGGUUCUGGAGGACCUGUCUGUCCAUGAGGAGGAUUAUCUGGACCUGACUCUGGAGGAGGAGAACGAACUGAUCACCACCAUGAAGACAUACCUGAGGAGACACACACACUGACACACUGACACACACACACACACACACACAC
This is a messenger RNA of Centropristis striata (black sea bass), 2367 nucleotides long. RefSeq names its product negative regulator of ubiquitin-like proteins 1 (gene nub1). Gene Ontology annotation, molecular function: protein binding. Bases 531 to 2336 code for a protein of 601 amino acids. NCBI's taxonomy places the organism in Eukaryota, Metazoa, Chordata, Actinopteri, Perciformes, Serranidae. The record is from RefSeq and is a predicted model, not a curated record. Gene Ontology annotation, biological process: regulation of ubiquitin-dependent protein catabolic process. The transcript has 15 exons.